Messenger RNA from Porites evermanni, 2745 nucleotides. Lineage: Eukaryota; Metazoa; Cnidaria; Anthozoa; Scleractinia; Poritidae. The record is from the annotation of a GenBank genome assembly.
UUGGGAUAUCCAGUGCUAUUAACUGAUUCACCUCCAGCUCCUCUGAGCAAGCAACGCCAAACUCGUGUAAGUUUCGCGCAAAAUGGUUUCCCGGUUUGCUGCUGUAACAAACAAAGAAAUUUUAAUCACAAAUAAUCAAACUAGCUGUUCUGAAAUAUACGAUGAAGGUGACAAAAUUUGGUUUUUGGAAGCUUUAACAGGUAAAGCUUUGUCUGUUUGACUUGAAUUUUUUUAUGAAACCGGUGGAAAAGUUUUUUGUCUACAAAUGCAAAUUAAGUCUUGCAUUGGUUUAUUUAGCUGACUUCAUAAAUAAACUUAACACUAAAUUUAAUAGUUUUUUACAGAAUGGUUUCAAAUGCAAGAAGAAUUCAUAAUUCUCCACAAUAGCUAAACAAAUGCCUUUAAAAGUUUUAUCUGUCGGCAAGAAAACAUGAUGCCCAUUCAGUCAUUUGCUUGUCAAAUGGUAAUCAUUGGCAGCAGUAAAUGAGUUCAAAACCAUAAUUUUUGUGCUCAAUAAUCUCUUUAAUAUUUUAAAACAAUAAUAUUCACCUCAGUGUUGGUGGCUAGUGGUGGGUAAAUAUCCACCACUAGCCACCUCCACUUUCGUGAAUAAUUUUUAUUUGUCGGUUAACCCUUUAAACCCUGGGAGUGAUCAGUAUGAAAUUUCUCCUUGAAAUAUCAAUGCUUUAUAAAACAGAGUGGGUAUGAGACUUGAGGGCAUGAUCACAGAAGAUGAAUCUAUUUAAUACUUCAACAAAUUCUCCGUAUUUCCUCUACUGAAAACAUAUUGGGGACAACAAAAGAGGGUUUUAAAGGCUUAAAAUGCAUGGACUUUUUCUCACCUUGUACAUGUAUUUCACUUGUUUCUUGCCCUAAAAGUAGUAAAAUCCUCAAAAUAAAUCCUCCUUCAUUUUUAAUUGCUUCCUUUUCAAUAAUAGCCUAUUGACAAGGGGCUCUUCAUAUUAAAUUAGCAACAGCCUAAUUUUGACUGGUCUUGGACAGUGGAUUACUGCUAUCUGCUUAUGAUUGAGCACUAGUAUUGUACAGUGUAGUUAUAAGUGUUUAUGAUGCAUCUUGCUAACAGAUGCCUAAAUAUUUUCUUUCAGUCAAAGAAAGAUACCACAAGCUCAAGUGUAGAGGAAAAAAGUGCUGAAGAUGACAAGGUACCCAUACAACCAUAAUAAAAACCCAAAUCAGUAGUGCAAAAUUCUCCUAAAUGAGAAAUCCCAAUUGCUAGCUGUCAGCACAUGCAUUAUUUUUGUUAGGUAUAUUGGUGACAGGGAAUCCUGAGUUAGAAGCUUGGUGCUAUAAGGUCUGGGCUUACCCAAAUUAGACUUUACUGCAAAUGCCAGGGCUGUCAUUUAAGAGACAGGGGCUGGGGAUUCCUCCUGGCUACUAAGAACGUGGCCCCUGGCUACUUCUAGGGAAAAUAGAGGAAAAAUAGAACCAAAAGAAAUCCCUAGCUGUUUGAUUCCCCGCCUACUUGUUGUAUUUGCCCGGCAACUUGAAAUCUUAGUGACAGCCCUGAAAUGCAUCAAAUGUAAAACAGAUUUCUAUGGCUGUUGUAGUUAACUUACUGGCACUUUCAAGAAACAGGGCCCUGGGCACUGUUAAAUCUAGAUUGUAUCCCUCAGCAGAACCCUAUGUGUGUGUGUCUAGCAAAGUCAUAACUUAUUAUUCAUUUUUGGACUGCAUUAGUUCAAUGUUGUGAUACUGAUUGUAUGUUAGGAUGCAGAGCAGAAAAGACUUGAUGAGGAGAUGCAGAAGAGAAGAGAAAGGUACUGCUGUUAUUUUAGUACUAUUCAAGUGAAAGGAACUUUGCCACCACUUGUAAAAGUGCUUUAAAUAGAAUACGUUCCACCUCUUCAACAGUGUAAGCUCAUGUGGCGUAUAUUACGUAGUGAGCUAGCUUUAUCCCUGUUAUGCAAGCUAACACAGGUUUGAGUCUCUGCUAAAUCAAACAACAUGUAGUUUUUUUGUUCCUGCUUUUUUCCUCUUCACUCUAUCCCUCUUCAUUCCUACUGUGGGCCCUUUUCCUUGACCUUGCAAGGUUUGGUAAGAAAUUUCUUGUAUUUUUUUUUUGAUGAGGACAGGACGGGUGCCAGUGAUAUCAAUGCCAAAGCCAGACCCUUCCCAGCACUCUGUGCUAUGUUUUUUUUGGCUGCCAUGUUGAGUACACUGUAGAAGUAAAAUUUUAAUUUUGGCGACUAAAAUUGGUGCAAAGUUGCCAUGAUUUUAUGAUUUUAUGUUUUUAUUUUUAGAGUUAAUGGUCUUUAUGUAAUGGUGAAAGAAACAUUUGCGUGAAAACAAAUUUUAUUUAAACUCCUCUGGAUCUGAGUAUUAAGUCUUAAGAUGUAACAUGCACCUCCAAAUUGCUAGUUGGGCAGCCAUUUUGAUUGCUUCAAACAUUUCUCGUAAUAUUGCACAAAAUGUCCUUUUUUGUGUCAACUUGCAUUUGGCCAUUGCAUUUAUAAAUGGUGUGAGCAUUUCUUUUACAUGUAGCAGGCUGUUGCUUUUGGUGGUCUAUGAUACUUACCAGUACAUUUUGUUCAUGCCAAUGAAAUUAUCAGGAUAGAGGCAUGGAGAGCCCAGAGAAAGAAAGAACAAGAAGACAAAGAACAAACUGAAGCUGCAAGCGAAGAACAGCAAAAGAAGAAAAAAGCGUGGAGUUUGGAGGAUGACGAUGAUGAUGAUGAGGAGGAAGAAGAGGAAGAAGUGCAAGUUAAGGAAGAGGAACAGGUCUGA